Molecule: messenger RNA, 1260 nt
Organism: Raphanus sativus (radish)
Lineage: Eukaryota; Viridiplantae; Streptophyta; Magnoliopsida; Brassicales; Brassicaceae
Exons: 8
Coding region: 119-946 (275 amino acids)
Biological process (GO): mitochondrial proton-transporting ATP synthase complex assembly
Cellular component (GO): mitochondrial inner membrane
Source: RefSeq, a predicted model, not a curated record
UAGCCGAGAAAUAGUUGGUUCAGGUUAUAGUGUCUCUCGUCUCGUCUCGUCUUGAAGCUUUUAACAACAAGAAGACAGUUCCCCCUAAGCGGCUUUCACCAAAUAGGGUUUAAGCUCAAUGGCGACGACGACGACCUUGAAUCGACUCCUGAAGCAGAAAUGUAGAUCAGUCUCUUCUGCUCUCUCGCAUCAAGUCCUUUUCAAUUUCACUCGCCACGACGCUCUCCCUUCGCAGCAAAUACCAGCUCUUCGAUCAACCACCCGCUCGUUCCUCGACUUCUAUCAGUUUGGGAACAAGAAAGCAAUCGAGGACGAACGUGCUAGACUUAAUGAUGAGAUGAAUCGGGGAUACUUUGCUGAUAUGAAAGAGUUCAAGGAACAUGGCGGUAAGAUAGCUGCUGCUAGUGAGACUUUGAUUCCUGCUGCGUCUGCCAUGAAGUUUCCGGUGUUAGCAGUGACUUUCUCUAAUGGAAAAAGCAUGAAGCUGCCUAUUACUUCCAACAGCAACGAGGUUGAUAAAGAGAGUUUGGCUGUUCCUAAGGUGACGUUGGUGUGUCUGUCUUUCCGAGCUAGCUCUCAGGAAAUGAUCAGCUCGUGGAGCAAACCAUUUAUUAAAUCGUUUGGCGACAGGAAAGAUCUUCAGUUGUUCGAGGUUUCGUUUAUAGACAAAUGGCUGCUGGGGUUAGCUCCCAUAAAGAAACUACUUCUCCGAGUCUUGCAAAAACCGAACAACAGCGAGAACAGUAUCCUCCAGAGGCAGGUUGUUUACUCAUUUGGGGACCAUUAUCACUUCAGAAAGCAAAUGAAAGUUCUGAACCUUCUCACCGGGUACAUUCUCCUACUCGACAAAUCCGGGAGAAUAAGAUGGCAAGGCUUUGGAACAGCAACUCCAGAGGAAGUAUCUCAACUUCUCUCUUGCACCUCACUUCUCUUGAAAGAUCAAUGAGAGAUCACUGCUUGAACCAGAGGAUGUCUCAAAAAGACAAUUGCUCCUUUACAGAAGGGCUUCCAGAAGAAAAUAAACUCUCUCUUAUUCCUUGUUCUGAUUGGAUUAGUGUUAUCGCCAUAUUCAAAGGCAACAGAGAAUCCUAUCUUCCAAUCUAUAUUGGUGUUCAAAGACUAAAAGAGAGCACUCUUCAGUUCUUUCUCUUUCAGAUACUUUUGUUGUAUUCAUUAUGAGAACACCACCUAAUGGCCAAAAACUUUGUCUUAUACAAUUAGAGUAAAAAGAAUAAAGACCAACAUUCUUCGUGGGAGUUA